AAAAUUCCCCACCCACCCAUCCACUAGCUUUCUUCUUCAUAAAUCACAAGCAAACCCUCCUUUCAAAUACUAACACAGUCCUACUCCUCACAGACCCACUCCUUGUUGCCUUAUCUCUCAUCGGAAAAAAAUGGUUGUGAAGGUAUACGGUACUGCCUAUGCUUCUCCCAAGCGAGUUCUCGUUUGCCUUAUUGAAAAGGGCAUCGAAUUUGAAGCGAUUCCUGUGGAUCUCAUCAAAGGGGAGCAUCGAAGCCCUGAAUAUCUCAAAUUACAGCCUUUCGGAGCGCUUCCUGUAAUUGAAGAUGGAGAUUACACCUUAUACGAAUCGAGAGCAAUCAUAAGGUAUUAUGCGGAAAAGUACAAGUCCCAAGGAACUGAUUUGCUUGGCAAGGACAUUGAAGAGAGGGGAUUAGUGGAGCAAUGGCUGGAGGUGGAGGCCCACAACUACCACCCUCAUAUUUACAACUUGACCCUUCACAUCCUUUUUGCCUCGGCUCUGGGAUUUCCUGCUGAUGAGAAGAUCAUCAAAGAGAGUGAAGAAAAGCUAGCAAAAGUGUUGGAUGUGUAUGAGGAGAGGCUCUCAAAGAGCAAGUACUUAGCUGGAGAUUUCUUUAGCCUGGCUGAUCUUAGCCACUUACCUUUUACCCAGUACUUGGUGGGUCCCAUGAAUAGGGAGCAUAUGAUUAGUAGUAGAAAGCACGUGAGUAGGUGGUGGACUGAAAUUAGCAACAGGCCAUCUUGGAAGAAGGUCCUCCAACUCUAAGACAGUAUAUGUUUAUGCAUGAUCAUGGAUGUCUAUGAUAAAUAAAUGUUGAGGACUGCUCUUUGUAUGUUUCGUGUUUUGUCCUUUGGGGGAGGGAGGGAGAGAGAUAUAAAGAAGAGAAAGGGGGAGAAGGUGUGUGCUGUAUUCUGGCCGUGUCCAAUUUGCCAUGUUGUGUUUCUUUUGCUAUGAUGAUAUGUAUUGGAUUUCAAUACUAUAAAAUAUUUGCACUUAUAUUUUGAUUCUAAAA
Manihot esculenta (cassava) is the source of this 1010-nucleotide messenger RNA. Its product is annotated as glutathione S-transferase F9. Lineage: Eukaryota; Viridiplantae; Streptophyta; Magnoliopsida; Malpighiales; Euphorbiaceae. Bases 131 to 763 code for a protein of 210 amino acids. Gene Ontology annotation, cellular component: cytoplasm. Gene Ontology annotation, molecular function: glutathione binding; glutathione transferase activity. The record is from RefSeq and is a predicted model, not a curated record. The transcript is spliced from 3 exons.